This is a messenger RNA of Anopheles darlingi, 1236 nucleotides long. Its product is annotated as protein 60A-like. Gene Ontology annotation, molecular function: growth factor activity; cytokine activity. Gene Ontology annotation, biological process: SMAD protein signal transduction; BMP signaling pathway. NCBI's taxonomy places the organism in Eukaryota, Metazoa, Arthropoda, Insecta, Diptera, Culicidae. The transcript has 2 exons. Gene Ontology annotation, cellular component: extracellular region. The record is from RefSeq and is a predicted model, not a curated record. The coding region runs from base 1 to 1236 and encodes 411 amino acids.
AUGAAGACGAUCGUGUGUUGCGUGCUGUCUGUGAAUUUCAUUCAACUAGUGAUUGGUUCUGGUUUUUACAUUGAUAAUGGAAUCGAUCAGACCGUUCGGGAGAAAAGUGUUGCGCUGCAGGAACGGCAAGAGAUUGAACAUGAAAUAUUGGAGCUGUUGGGACUUCCCGAUCGUCCCAAUACACAGCACGUCCAUCCUUCGUUAAGCAAUGGAGGACGAAAAAGACGGAAGCGAUCAGGGACAUCCGACGGUAGUAAUCUGUUCACGAUCGCCGAUGAACGGGCCAUCGGGGAGAGUGAUGUGAUUAUGUCCUUUCUGAACAAGGACGCGCGAUCUAAGCUUCCGAAGAUACAUCAUCGUCGUGGUGGGCAGCGGCUGUGGUUCGACACGUCGGAAAUGGCAGCCGGCAACGAUAAUCAACUGCUGUACGCGAGUUUGCGGAUGUAUAAGAACCGCAGUGCCAUCCGGCCCUGGAACGCACUGAUCAAUGGAAGGCAGAUCGUUGUGCAAGCAUCUCUAAUAGGUGGGUUCGAUGCGGUGAAGGAUAGUCAUCGAUUGGAGUACAUUGCGAAGCAGGUCAUACCGUACAACUACGAAGGUUGGGUCGAGAUCAAUGCUACUCAGGCCAUGCACCGAUGGAUCGUCGAAGGCGUUAACAAUAAGGGAAUCUUCGUGGAAGUGUAUUACGCGGAAAGUCUCCGAAAACUCGUCCUACCCCAUGAGGUGGGUUUAAUUUUGUCAAACAAAUUUGGCCGUUAUCAACCGUUUCUGGUUGGUUAUUGUAAAGGAGCGGAGCUAGUGAAACCGGUAGUACACGCGGUCGGUAAACGAUCCAAACGAAGCCUCAAGCGAAAGGGCACCAGACGCACUGAGCGUGUACGCAAUCCAUUCUUGCAGCGAUAUGGUGGACCAGGUCGUCACAAAAAUUGCCAGAUACAGACACUCUACGUGAGCUUUCGCGAUUUGAACUGGCAAGACUGGAUUAUUGCUCCCGAUGGAUUUGGGGCAUAUUUCUGCUUCGGUGAGUGCAACUUUCCGCUCAAUACGCACAUGAAUGCUACGAAUCAUGCCCUUAUCCAGACACUGGUGCACCUCAUGCACCCUACGCGCGUUCCUAAACCGUGCUGCGCUCCAACAAAACUAAACCCUAUCUCGGUACUGUACCACAUCGAUGAUGCUAAUAUCAAUUUGAAAAAGUACAAAAAUAUGGUGGUCAAAAGCUGCGGCUGUCUGUAG